GCCCCAGCGAUGUUCUUGGCACAUCCGCUGGGUUUCAUGGGCGAGCAGCCGCAGCAAGCGCCGCAGCCGCAGCAGCCCCAGCAGCCGCAGCAGCCGGAGCAGAAGCAGCAGAAGGAGAUGAAGCACUGGGACAAGUUCGUCCCCGGCUUCGUGGAUACCUUCGCCGACAAGUACCUGCACGACAGCGAGAAGGCCACCGAAAAGCGCAUGGAGCAGAAGAAGGCGGAGGAGAAGCCGGCUUCCGCUUCUCAGGCUGCUCCUGCCCUCUUCGCGUCCGCGGACGGCGGUGACUAUUCCGAGCAGGCGGCCAAGGAGGAGGCCAGCCUCAGGGCCGUGUCUUCCAGCCUUGCGGAGGAGGCCGAGGCGAAAUCUCGUGCACAGCAGGCCAUGGCCGAACUUCGGGAAGCGAAGCUUCGCGACGUGAUUGGCGAGGCCGGCUCCUGGGAGAGUCCCUCCGAGCUCGCCUCGUCCUCUGCGCCCAAGGACACCCAAGAAUGGGAGAAUGCCCUCGACUCCCGCAUUAAGCUCUUGGAGCGGUUCAACAACGAGAAGCGACGAAACGUCUUGGACUUCAACGCCUCGCGCGCGGUCGAGCUGGUCUACGCCGUGGAGACUGCCUCGGCACACGUUCAACAGAACAUCAAGAAGCAAGAGGAGAACAUGAAGUCCAAGUUCAAGACUGCCAAGGUCAAGGCCCUGCAGAAGGUGAAGGCAUUGGAAUUCGACGUGCGCUCCGCUGCCAGCAACUGGAAGGCCGUCGGAAAGAAGUCCGUCAAGGCUCAGAAGUCGGCGAGGAUGUCUGAGAACGUCUACGAGCGCCACGACGACGAGAUGAGCGAUGACGUUGGCGAUCUCAAGAACAGUGCUGAGAACAAGGCGGAGCGUUUGGAGGACGAGGUCGGCGACUACUUCUCCCGCAUGGAGGAUGAUCUCCGCCAGACAGCUUAUGACAAGCGUGCCAG
Molecule: messenger RNA, 962 nt
Organism: Symbiodinium sp. CCMP2456
Lineage: Eukaryota; Dinophyceae; Suessiales; Symbiodiniaceae
Source: the annotation of a GenBank genome assembly